AGCCACGUUAUACUUUGAUAUCUUUCCUUCCCUCCUCUUCACAAGCUUCCUACUUGUAACCAUCACCACCCUCAAAGCAAAACCAUACUGGUCCUUCCGAGCUCCAUUCAGCAUCCUUUUUCUUCCUUCCAAAUCCAAGUUCCUCUGAUAGUUCUCUCGAUCAGGAGAUCAUGGACGGGUUGAAUGUGAUGGCGAGGAGGGUCGAGAUUGAUCGGAGAGCGCCGUUCAAGUCCGUCAAAGAGGCCGUCUCGCUGUUCGGCGAGAAAGUCCUCGCCGGAGAGCUGGUUUAUACCGGCAAGCUCAAAGAGAUGCAACGAAAUGGAGUCAGAGUCAACCGGCAUGCAAAUGGCGACAACGGUGACGAGAGCCUCACGGUGGAGCUGAGAGAGACGAAGCAGAGCCUCCAAAUGGCGAGGGAGGAAGGCCUGUCCAUGGCCAAGUGCCUCUCGUCCCUCCAGGAAGAGCUCGCUCGCACCAAGCGCGAGCUCCACCACCUCAAGAAGCUGGAGCGCCAAUGGGACUCCGGCUCGAGCUCGAAACAGAAGCACCCCGCCGAGGUCGUUGGCGGUGGCGGCGGCGGCGACGACGACAAAGAAGACGUGAAGUUCGUGGAGAAGACUACCACGGAGUUCCAGAAGAAGCGGUACGUGACGUUCACGAACCCUGUGUCGGUGGCUCAUCACGUGGCGGCACCGCUGGCGGCGGUCGACGAGGCGGUGCUGCAGAGGCAUCCCUCGCUGAGGAAGAAGAAGAAGAAGGCGCUGAUCCCGCUCGGCCAGAUCAUCGGGGGGAUCUUCUCGAGGAAGAGAGGGAACAGAGCUGAAGCUACGACGUCGGCGCAACAUGCAUGACUACGCAACACAAGAAGCGCUCGAACACGCUGAAGCAAACUUGGCCUUCGAGCGGUGAAUAAGUAGCUCAAUUUUAGUUGCAGAGUUUGGUCGAACAAAGGUCGAUCGAUCGAACAUCGAUCUUGUCUUGUUUUCAUUACCUGUUCUUUUUCUUCAGUAUACUUGUCUGCAAAAUCGAGGAAGACAUCGUCUGUAUCAUACUAAUUUCCACUGGACGACUCUAGUCUUCCGUUUCAAGAAACAGGUUUUUUUUU
Molecule: messenger RNA, 1105 nt
Organism: Syzygium oleosum
Lineage: Eukaryota; Viridiplantae; Streptophyta; Magnoliopsida; Myrtales; Myrtaceae
Product: WEB family protein At1g75720-like
Exons: 2
Coding region: 171-851 (226 amino acids)
Source: RefSeq, a predicted model, not a curated record